Nelumbo nucifera (sacred lotus) is the source of this 734-nucleotide messenger RNA. Lineage: Eukaryota; Viridiplantae; Streptophyta; Magnoliopsida; Proteales; Nelumbonaceae. The record is from RefSeq and is a predicted model, not a curated record.
UGAUUAUAAACCAAGGGUACUACAAAACCAGCUGUCUUGCUGAGCAGAUCGAUCAGAAAGAAUGGCCGAGACUGGGAAGGUUACUGAUUCCGGCAAAGGCGAUUGCUGCAGUAGGUCUGUAUCGGGAAGCAAAAACAUCAAAGUUGAGUAUACGCUUUGCAGUAUUGACAGCCCAAACAAGUCUACAACUGAUGAAAUGGAGUGCCCCAGCGCUGGCGAGGCGUUCUGCGAGUGUGGACAAGGAUGGAGUUGUGCCAUCACCAGAACUGAAGGCCCUGAUAGUGGCAAGGCCUUCUUCAAAUGCGGUGAAGGCUGCUGCACCUGCACGGCGGGUGCUAGUUGUCCAGUCAAGUUAGCCACGUGUCCCGGUGUAGGUGAGGUGUUGUGCAAGUGUGGAGAAGGAUGGACUAUUGUCGUCACCAGGACUGAGGGACCAGCUGAUAGUGCCAAUUCUUUCUUCAAAUGUGAAGAAGGCUGCAUGUGCGUCGCACAAGCUUGUUGAUCAAUAUUCUCUAUGUAUCUAUCUAUCUAUCUAUCCAUCUCCAUGUGUAAUGUAAAAUAAUAAUGCAGGAUAGGCAUGGUUCAAGAGCCUAAAGGAGCAAUUUUAAAGGUCAUAUAUGCUUUCUUUUGUCCCUUUCCCCUUAUUUACUUUAUCUUUUUGGUGAUGAACAAGUAUAUGUGUGGUAUUUUUGUGGAAUUAAUGAAGGCCCGACUUGUAAUAUGUCUUAAUUAUA